This is a messenger RNA of Pelobates fuscus (common spadefoot toad), 3689 nucleotides long. It is a transcript of the gene HNRNPU, whose product is annotated as heterogeneous nuclear ribonucleoprotein U. The transcript is spliced from 15 exons. Gene Ontology annotation, molecular function: transcription corepressor activity; RNA polymerase II C-terminal domain binding; snRNA binding. Gene Ontology annotation, biological process: CRD-mediated mRNA stabilization; negative regulation of transcription by RNA polymerase II; RNA localization to chromatin. Gene Ontology annotation, cellular component: catalytic step 2 spliceosome; inactive sex chromosome; mitotic spindle microtubule. The coding region runs from base 306 to 2657 and encodes 783 amino acids. The record is from RefSeq and is a predicted model, not a curated record. NCBI's taxonomy places the organism in Eukaryota, Metazoa, Chordata, Amphibia, Anura, Pelobatidae.
GGUCACGGCAGGCGUAUCCCGUGCUAUAAUACGGUGCGAGCAGUGAGUGCGCUCUCGGCUGAGUCCGUCACAGUGAGUGGGGGUUAUUGCUCUGAGGGCGCAUUGUCUGCCUUCUCCGCGGCACUUAGCUCGCAGACAGCUCGUGGGCCGAGAGCUCCGUCCUUGUUUGUUCCGCCAUUUUGGAGGAACCGCAACGCAGCAAGGAGAAAGGCGAUCCCUAUUACCCGCCAGCUGACUGUUCACCCGCUCCCUUCUCUCAUUAGCCAUCUGUGCUGCCCGGUCCAGGCCGUCCCGGAGAAGCAGCCAUGAGUUCCCCAGUGAACGUGAAGAAGCUGAAGGUGUCCGAGCUCAAGGAGGAGCUGAAGAAGCGCAGAUUGAGCGACAAGGGGCUGAAGGCCGAGCUCAUGGAGCGGCUGCAGACCGCCCUGGAUGAGGAGCCCGAGGCCGGCGGCCCGGUGGUGGUCGGAGAGACCGAAACCAACGAAGGGGCCGACCCGGAGCAAGGCGGCGGCGAGGAAGAAGAGGAGGAGGAAGAGGAGAGCAUGGAGGUCGGCGGGGAGAACGGGGGAGGAGGCGGCGGCGGCGAGGCCACAGAAGCCGCCGAGGAGGACGAGGACGAGGCGGAGGCGGCGGUAGCCGCGGAGGAUGAGAAUGGAGACGAUCAGGGCUUCCAGGAGGGCGAGGAGGAGGACGAGGAAGACGAGGAGGAUGAGGGGAUCCCUGUGGGGCUGGAGGAGGAGGAGGACGAGGAGGAAGGCGGCGAUGAGAAUGGCCAGGAGAAGCAGGAGGGGGAGGCCGUACCCAGCGGGCCCAGGCCCCUCAUGGCCAUCAAGUGCGAGGAGGCCGGCGGCUCCGGGAGAGGCGAAGGCAAGGACCAGAAAGACAAGAAAAGAGGUGUGAAAAGGCCACGUGAAGAUCAUGGUCGUGGCUAUUUUGAGUACAUUGAAGAAAAUAAAUAUAGCAGGGCCAAAUCACCCCAACCACCAGUUGAUGAAGAGGAUGAAAAGUUUGAUGAUAGCUCGGUGCUUCUUGACACUUAUAACUGUGAUCUUCACUUUAAAAUUUCUCGUGACCGGUUAAGUGCUUCCUCUCUGACAAUGGAAAGUUUUGCUUUUCUUUGGGCUGGAGGAAGAGCUACAUAUGGUGUUUCGAAAGGCAAAGUUUGUUUUGAGAUGAAGGUUACAGAGAAGAUUCCAGUAAAACAUUUGUACACUAAAGACAUUGAUACCCAUGAAGUACGUGUUGGAUGGUCUUUCAGCUCUUCUGGAUUCAUGUUGGGUGAAGAAGAAAAAUCCUAUGGAUACUCAAUGAAACCUGCAAAAUUCAUAAAUGGUGUCUCUGAAGAAUAUGGAGAGAAGUAUGAUGAGAAUGAUGUUAUCACUUGCUUUGCUAAUUUUGAGGGUGAUGAUGUUGAGCUUUCCUAUGCAAAAAAUGGACAAGAUCUAGGUGUUGCAUUCAAGGUUGGCAAAGAUGUUCUUACCGAUGAGAGUCUUUUCCCACAUGUUCUAUGCCACAACUGUGCUGUAGAGUUCAACUUUGGUCAACUGGCAGAACCUUUCUACCCCAUUCCUGAAGAAUAUACCUUCAUUCAAAAUGUCCCACUAGAUGAUCGUGUGAGGGGCUCAGUUGGACCCGAGCAGAAGAAGGACUGCGAAGUUAUUAUGAUGAUUGGUUUACCGGGAGCCGGAAAGACUUCAUGGGUUACUAAGCACAUUGAAGAGAAUCCUGGGAAAUACAAUGUCCUCGGAACAAACACAAUUAUGGAUAAAAUGAUGGUGGGAAAUAAGAAGCAGACUGAUGCUGGCAAAAUGACAACGUUUCUGCAAAGGGCCCCACAAUGCCUUAGCAAGUUUAUUGAGAUUGCUGCACGUAAAAAGAGAAACUUCAUUCUGGAUCAAACAAAUGUUUCUGUCGCAGCCCAGAGGAGGAAAAUGUGCCUAUUUGCGGGAUUUCAGCGUAAAGCUGUUGUAGUUUGUCCUUCUGAUGAGAUCUAUAAAGAGAGGACACAGAAAAAGGCAGAAGUGGAGGGAAAGGACCUCCCUGAACAUGCAGUCCUCAAGAUGAAAGGUAACUUCACCCUGCCAGAAGCCAGUGAGUGCUUUGAUGAGAUUAUAUAUGUAGAGCUACCUAAGGAAGAAGCUGAUAAACUUCUAGAGCAGUACAAAGAGGAAAGCAAGAAGUCUCUUCCCCCAGAGAAGAAACAAAACACUGGUGUGAAGAAGAUUAACAAAAAUAAAAACCAGAAGACUCGAGGUGGCCCACCCCAUGGGCAUGGCCACGGACAUAGAGGGCGUGGAAGUGGAGGAUACAAUAUGCGUGGAGGGAAUUUCAGAGGUGGAGCUCCAGUAAAUCGUGGCGGAUACAACAGAAGAGGCAACAUGCCACAGAGAGGUGGUGGAGGUGGCGGUGCUAUUGGCUACCCAUAUCCCCGCGCUCCAGUUUAUCCUAACAGAGGAGGUUAUGGUAGCCGUGGUAAUUUCAGCCGCGGUGGUGGAGGUGGGAUGCCAAGCCGUGGAAACUAUAAUCAGAACUUCAGAGGAAGAGGAAACAACCGUGGCUACAAAAACCACUCUCAGGGCUACAACCAGUGGCAACAGCAGGGUCAAUACUGGGGUCAAAAGCCAUGGAGCCAGCAGUACCACCAAGGAUAUUAUUGAAUACCCAAAUAAAAAUGAACUGAUACAUAUUUCUCUUCAAAACCUUCACAAGAAGUCGACUGUUUUUUCUUUAGGCUAACAUUUUAAAAAACAUUCCACAAGAGGAAGUGCCUGCGGGUUCUUUUUGGGUUUCAUUUAUUUUAUUUUUUUUUCUUCCUUUUAGUUAAGCUUAAGGGUUUGCAUUCAUUUUUUUUUUUUUUCCACUUCAUACAUUUUUAAUUGCAGUUUUAAAGUGAUUCUAAAGAACCUCAGCAUUGUGCACGAUAAGAGAAUGUGUCAGUAUUUAAGGGUUCUACAUUUUUAUCUGUAAUGUGAUAUAUUUUUUUUUAUUAUUUUUACUAUAACAGAAGUAAAGAUGUUGCUUUGUACCUGGUGUCUGUUUAUUAAGGAAUAUGCUCCCGAAGUUGAGGCAUUUCUAGAUGGGAUUUGUGAAAUUGUUUAAAUCUUGGCAUCCAGAUUAUGUAACUACUUAGUGGCUCUUGGUGACUUUUUAUUUUAAUUUUUUUUUUUUUUUUUUUUUUAAUGGAACUGUAAUUAUGCACCAUCUUUUCUAUAGAUAGUAGUGGGAAAUGUCCUGGGUGCAGAAUAAGUGGGAGUAAAUUCAAAGCAAAAUAGUGAGGGUGAAGUAGCUCUUAAAUGUAUUGCUUUAUCUGUGGAAACCGCAGAGACUUUAACUUGUGAAGGAUCAACACCAUUUUCUCCAUUUGUUAUGCAUUUUGACUCUGCAAGUAUAGGCUUGACUGCCUGUUUCUUAUUAAAUUAAAACUUGUUGUAAAUCUAGUUGUCCUAUGGGAUCUAUAUGAAGUUAGCAGUGUGUCUUUUUGUAUCUCCACUUCCUCCUACCCUUUUUAAUUUACCUAGUGUGCUUGUAGUUGCACCAUCUCUGUAAACUAAUGAAAUUGUGAGUUACAUUUAGUAUCUUGGAAUCAUCAUGUCAGUUCUUUAAUUUGUUUAAUGCCAGCUUGCCUCUAAAGAGGCAAGCAGAUAACAUACGUAGUCCUUUAUUUGCAAUAAAUAAAAGUGAAUUGCAUA